GUAAGUAGAUUUUAUAAUUUUCUUGAAUUAUUUUUUUCAUAUAUUUUUGUAUUUUUUUCCAUAUAUUUUUUUGCAUUUAUGUUUUCUUAUUAAUCAUGUAACCUCAGUAAUUCAUUUUGAUGAUCACCUUGUUAUUGGUGUUUUUUCCCAUGGAUUUUCAUUACCUUCAUACAUUUUUUUUUUCUAUUUGGCCAUAUUCACAUUUCAUAUAUAUAUAUAUAUAUAUAUAUAUAUAUCCAAUUGGAAUAUUACUGUUUUUCACAUCUUCUUCUUCACAAAACAUUUGUUGGUUCGGGCGUAUGAGUGUAAGUUCGAUUACGAUGACUAUCUGGUUCGAGGAUUCCUUAUGCGUUGCUUCAUGUGCUGAGGAUAUGUGAAUGGAUUCAGCAAGAGGUUGGUUCCAGAAAUUGUCAUCAACCAAGAAGGAUCCAAUGGCCGGUGAUGGCAAGCCACCAUCAGCCGAUGAGGCCUCCACUCUGACGAAGAAAAGGGUUGCUGCAGCAAAGCAAUACAUCGAGAAACAUUAUAAGGAGCACAUGAAAAACUUGCAGGACAGAAAAGAGCGUCGAAUUUUACUAGAAAAAAAGCUAGCAGAUGCCGAUGUCUCUGAGGAAGAUCAAAACAACCUACUGAAAUUUUUAGAAAAGAAAGAAACUGAAUACAUGCGACUCCAGAGGCAUAAAAUGGGAGCUGAUGAUUUUGAGUUGUUAACGAUGAUCGGAAAGGGUGCUUUCGGAGAGGUCAGAAUUUGUAGAGAAAAAACAACCGGUCAGGUGUACGCGAUGAAGAAGCUUAAGAAAUCAGAAAUGCUUCGUCGAGGACAGGUUGAGCAUGUGAAAGCUGAAAGGAAUCUUCUCGCGGAGGUGGACAGUGAUUGCAUUGUCAAACUGUAUUAUUCUUUCCAAGAUGACGACUAUCUAUAUCUCAUUAUGGAAUAUCUACCCGGUGGGGAUAUGAUGACACUACUCAUGAGAAAGGAUAUAUUAACUGAAGACGAAGCCAGAUUUUAUGUUGCGGAAACUGUUUUAGCAAUUGAAUCUAUCCAUAAACAUAACUAUGUACACAGAGACAUUAAGCCUGAUAACCUGCUACUCGAUAGAUAUGGUCAUUUAAAACUAUCAGAUUUUGGACUAUGUAAGCCUUUAGACUGCAGUACGCUGGAAGAGACGGAUUUCUCAGGGACAGAUAGUGCCAAUGGAAGUUCCAAAAGUGAAAGCCCUCCGGCUCCUAAACGUACUCAGCAAGAACAGCUUGAACACUGGCAGAAAAAUCGGAGGAUGCUUGCCUAUUCUACGGUGGGUACACCCGACUAUAUCGCUCCUGAGGUCCUAUUGAAGAAAGGUUACGGAAUAGAAUGUGACUGGUGGUCGCUCGGUGCUAUUAUGUAUGAAAUGCUCGUCGGUUAUCCGCCUUUCUAUUCUGAUGAUCCAAUGUCAACAUGUAGGAAGAUCGUAAACUGGAAAAGUCAUUUAAAGUUUCCUGACGAAGUAAAGCUAUCUCGAGAAGCCAAAGAUAUUACAAGCAAACUUCUUUGCAAUGUCACCGAGAGACUUGGUUCCAACGGCACAGAUGAAAUAAAGGCGCACCCGUGGUUUAAAGGGAUAGAUUGGGAUAAAAUCUAUCAGGUAGAAGCUGCUUUCAUCCCUGAAGUCAAUGAUGAAUUGGACACCCAAAACUUCGAAAAGUUUGAAGAGUCUGAAUCUAAUUCUCAGAGUUCAUCAAGAUCUGGUCCGUGGAGAAAGAUGCUCUCGUCUAAGGACAUUAACUUUGUCGGCUACACGUACAAGAAUUUCAAAGUCGUGAAUGAUUGUCAAGUGCCUGGAAUCGUUGAACUGGAGAAGGCAACUAGCAAGCCCAAGAAGCCAACAAUCAAAGCACUGUUUGGGGAUGAGUCAGAAACAUCAGAAGAGAACUCAUGAUCAACGAUAAGGACCGGAGCUGUUUGGAUCGCUUGCUUCAGCAACAUACGAAUAUCUUCAACUACGUAGUAGCUCGAGCUCCUUGAAAUCUUCUCAUUAGCGCGAACGCGCUACAAGUUUUGACAGUAAGUUAGAGAGUCUAUAAGGUCUGAAUAACUAUAUAUGGUGUUGAGAACAAUGGGUUAAUUGUCUACUUGAAACAAGUCCUCUUUGCCAUUUUUCAACCAUUGAUUAAUUAACAUUCUUUGUUACAAGAUUUAGAUGUAAUAAUUGAAGUUUUUAAUGUUGUAACUUAAUAUUCUUUUGCA
Messenger RNA from Capsicum annuum, 2227 nucleotides. Its product is annotated as serine/threonine-protein kinase tricornered. NCBI's taxonomy places the organism in Eukaryota, Viridiplantae, Streptophyta, Magnoliopsida, Solanales, Solanaceae. Gene Ontology annotation, molecular function: protein serine/threonine kinase activity; ATP binding. The record is from RefSeq and is a predicted model, not a curated record. The transcript is spliced from 14 exons. Gene Ontology annotation, biological process: peptidyl-serine phosphorylation; intracellular signal transduction. The coding region runs from base 378 to 1919 and encodes 513 amino acids.